CACCAUCUAUUUGUUUUUUUAGGAAAUUAAGUUAGGUUAGAUUCAACGCAAAAACAGAUAGGAUUCAGGGCCCCCCCGGCCUCCUUACAUGUCAUUAUUUAUGGACAAAUUAUUUGUAUAAUUUGGAAAGUUCUCCAUAAAUUAAUUUAGAGAAGAAAAAAACGCGAUAAAAUGGAAAUGGACGAAUCAGCCCGAGCAGUAAUAUUAUUAUUAGAUAGAACGAAUUCGCAAGAAGUUACCAAAGCAGAAAAAUUCCAAAUCGUGGAGAAAAUGAAGCAAAAAACGAAAAAGCUACAGAAGAGGUGUUCUAUAAGUGCGGCUGCAGUAUAUCGAGAGGAAUUAGAAAGAGGAAUAAAAAAGCAAAGGAACUCGAUAGUUUUCGAGACAGUUACCGGAUCACAUCAGAUCAGCCUUUGCAGCUGUGACAACAUCAAAGCUGCCAACACCGAACAAGGGAACAGUGAGGCAGCAAUUGCGGAAACAAAAGCAAAAUGUACUGAAAUUUCAAUAAAUGCCGAAAAAGAGCUGUUUCAAUUGAAUGAUCUGCAAGAAGACAAAAUUGCGGCUCAAAGGGAAAACUAUCAACAAUUGACAGAACGUAGCCAGGAGCUUAAUCAGGACUUGAGAAAAGAAUCCGCGAUGCCCAAGUCACCCAUGUGCAUUGGAAUAUCAGGGCUGGACUGCAGUAGGGAAACUGCUGAGAACUUGGCCAAAAAGCUGAAUGACUUUCAAAAUUCAACGAAAACGACACAAGAGAAGAUAAAGAAACUGGAUAGCAUAAUUUCAAGAUAUGAGUAAGAAGGCACAAAGGCUUAAUGCCGAAAAAAACCCAAAUCACAAGCAUGUGAUUUUGUAUACUUUCUAUAGGUUAGAUAGUUUUUAGUUAUUAUAGUUAUUGUUAUUAGAAGUUAGAGUAAAUGUUAUUUUUCAACAGAAAUUUUCCAUAAUUAUUGUGGUUGAAAGUUUAUAGCUUAGACUAGUUAUUGUUACCUAUUGAUAUUGUAGAAUAUAAUUGUUUUCACAUAGAUAGUUGUUUGAUUUCAAUAGAUUUUUUUUAAAAAUCAUGCUUCAUAAAAACAAGUUUUUACCUGUCAAAGUUAACAACUGCGUGCAAGUCUCCACAUCAUGUAAUAUCGCCAAACGAUCCCAUGAAGCUGUAAUGGCCAGUUCUGCGCCGGCUAACCAUUCAGCAGCUGCAACUGCACCGGAAUGUCCCAUCAAUUCGCCAAUCGGUGUUCUCAGGGAGGCACCCCGUUGUGGCCCACCUACAUCAGGAGAAUCGUCAUUGGGAACCAGUUGUUCGGUGCAUUCGUCCAGUUCUUCUUCUGAUGAAUGACCUUUCUAUAUUAAAAUAAAAUUAUUAUUUUGUUGAA
Molecule: messenger RNA, 1373 nt
Organism: Ceutorhynchus assimilis (cabbage seed weevil)
Lineage: Eukaryota; Metazoa; Arthropoda; Insecta; Coleoptera; Curculionidae
Source: the annotation of a GenBank genome assembly